Molecule: messenger RNA, 1236 nt
Organism: Aureobasidium subglaciale EXF-2481
Lineage: Eukaryota; Fungi; Ascomycota; Dothideomycetes; Dothideales; Saccotheciaceae
Exons: 1
Coding region: 83-1021 (312 amino acids)
Source: RefSeq, a predicted model, not a curated record
CACCGCACAUCUUAUUAUCCCAUCACCAGAUCAUCAUCAUUGGAAGACAGCAGGCGCAUUCUCCACAUCAUCAACCGCCGCGAUGGAUACGAUCAACGACGAAAAUGCCCCCCCUGACUGCAACAUCAAUACCAAAAACACCACCACUUCCAAUGCUGGUCAUGAAGUGAAGUCUUUAAAGAGGCUGAGUGACCCUCUGUCUGUCCGCACUGACAACAGGCUCACCUCGACUACCAACGAAACCCAGCAGCCUUCUGAGAUCAUCAAGCAAGAAGAGCACGAAUCUCUUUCGAGCCCCGCGAAGAGCGACAACGACGUGAUUGGAGACGAUGACGCCAAUUUGACUGAGAUGUACUCGAUUGACGGAGACUUCGACGACGAGCAAGGGGACGGCUUUGACGAUGACUUUACGUACGACGAGGACGACGACAUUCCACUCGAGGAGGACCCCUUCUUCGGCAAUGUUCAAGCCGAGACUUGCCCCGGUCAGCCUACUCAGGAGCGACUGGAUUUCAUCGCCAGAGCUGUGGAGGAAGAUAAGGCUAAGGAAGCUGCUUGCGGAAUCCCCCUUCCCGAGUCUCCUGGCGAUCUUCUCGCUCUGGAGUCUCCCGGCGAGCAUGCGCAGUCGUCGCGUGAUGCCCCUCUUGUACCCUUCCAACCACCUCACCCCCUUCUCAACGAGCAGAUUCACAACGCAAUCGAGAUGGUUCUCGAAGUCAGAUCAUCUUAUGGUGGCGAUGUCUUCUUGGUCAUCCAGCCAAUUGAGCCCCUGUACGAGAUGAAGUUGAAGUUCAUCCAGGCCGUGGGCUUAGAUGUCCAGCCCGGAGCUCUACAAUUCUUCUACAAUGAUCUUCUCAUCGAGGACGACCACACUGCCAAGAAGGUCCGUAGUCCUUUGGGUCAUCACUCCAGGCAACUUGCUGACGUGAUACAGAUUGGGCUUACUUCCGAGUCACUCAUUCACUGUCAGAAGGUCGGAGCGAUGCGCUACGACGUUCUCAUGCCGAAGACCUUGUGGUAGACUCCCUAAGUCGGGCAUGUCAAGGCUUGUAUACUCUCGGCGCCGGUUGGGUGGACUACAGGUGUUGGAGAGGUCGACGUGUGGUUCCGUACGCCACGCUCACCACAAGCUGUCAUGUUGACAUGCAGAUCUGGUUGGCGUUUGUCCGCAAGUGUCAACCUUCGAUUUUGUCAAUGCUCUGCAGUGGCUCGUUGAAGAGUUGAUCUUGAAAGUGU